ACUUUAAAUCCAAAAUAAACGAAAGAGAAAUAUCAUUGUAAUAAAUUGUCAAUAACGGAAAUAACUAAUACCAUAUCACAUCGACAAAUUUUGGUUCUCUCUACCAUCGUUCACUUCAUUUUCUUCAGGUGGUAUAGUGAAAUCUUCAUCAAAAUCUAAAAAUCACAAAUAUAAAAACGAAAAGAGAAAACCUAACUUUUUCUUUUUGUUAGCACCUAAUCUUCAUCACAGUCUUGGCAUGGGUCGGUCUAGACUGGUCCCACUUGACUCGAUUGAGGAGUAUGAAAGGGCACUAAAGCUAGGGCCAAACGCUUUGGGAGGCGUAGCUGCUAUUGUUGACGAGCUCCCUUACAUUGAACUGUUCUUAGCGGAACGGACUGGUUUCAAAAUUGUCGGAGAGCCGUUUAUGAACCGCGGUUGGGGAUUUGCGUUUAAGAGAGAUUCUCCACUGGCUAUAGACAUGUCAACAGCGAUCUUGAAACUCACUGAGACGAGAGAGCAGAAAAGGAUUCUGAAGAAAUGGCUAUGCCAGAAGAGCUGCGGAGAGAAGUCAGAUUGGAACCACCCAGAGCCAAACCAGUUUCAUCUCAAGAGCUUCGAAGGGUUGUACCUUUUCUGCGUUGCGAUCACUGUCUCUGCGUUCUUGGUGUUUGUUCUCAGGAUGAUACGCCAGUUCGUGCGGUACAGAAGGAGUGAGAGGACAAGCUUGACGCCACGAGCUUCUUUGUCGUCUUCUCCUACGACGACGCGUUUAUGGGGAUUUAUGUUGGGUUUCGUGGAGUUUGUGGAUGAGAAAGAAGAGGCCACUAGGAGUGAUGAUGACUCUAACAACAACCCAUCUCAAGUUGUUGUUAAUCUUUUACCAACCGCUUGUGUUACACAACGAUCACAAUGUGUUACACACGAGUUCGAGAGAAAGAAUAAGAUAGACGUUUCAGGCUUAUAAACUUUUCUGAAAAUACUUUUGUAUUAUUGAGAUUCGGU
This is a messenger RNA of Brassica napus (rape), 984 nucleotides long. RefSeq names its product glutamate receptor 3.7-like. The coding region runs from base 239 to 946 and encodes 235 amino acids. Gene Ontology annotation, molecular function: signaling receptor activity; ligand-gated monoatomic ion channel activity. Gene Ontology annotation, cellular component: plasma membrane. The transcript has 2 exons. The record is from RefSeq and is a predicted model, not a curated record. NCBI's taxonomy places the organism in Eukaryota, Viridiplantae, Streptophyta, Magnoliopsida, Brassicales, Brassicaceae.